GAUUGCGGCUGGAGUUUGCCCCCGAUGAACAGGAAGAUGAUGAGUGAUGCUAGUGACAUGUUGGCAGCGGCGCUGGAGCAGAUGGACGGGAUCAUAGCAGGUUCUAAAGCCUUGGAAUACUCCAAUGGGAUUUUUGAUUGCCAGUCUCCCACCUCCCCGUUCAUGGGAAGCUUGCGAGCUCUGCACCUUGUGGAAGAUCUGCGAGGAUUGUUGGAGAUGAUGGAAACGGAUGAGAAGGAAGGGUUGCGGUGCCAGAUCCCAGACUCCACAGCAGAAACGGUUAUCGAGUGGCUUCAGAGUCAGAUGACAAACGGACACCUACCUGGGAAUGGAGACGUCUAUCAAGAAAGGCUAGCACGUCUAGAAAACGACAAGGAAUCCCUUGUUCUUCAGGUGAGUGUGCUGACGGAUCAAGUAGAGGCUCAGGGGGAGAAGAUCCGAGACUUGGAGCUCUGUCUGGAGGAGCACAGAGACAAGCUGAACGCCACCGAGGAGAUGCUGCAGCAGGAGCUUCUGAGUAGGACCUCCUUAGAAACACAGAAGCUGGAGCUCAUGGCUGAGGUCUCUAACCUGAAGUUAAAACUGACGGCUGUUGAGAAGGACAGACUGGAUUAUGAAGACAGGUUCAGAGACACAGAGGGGCUAAUACAAGAGAUAAAUGACUUGAGGUUAAAAGUCAGUGAAAUGGACAGUGAAAGACUUCAGUAUGAGAAAAAACUUAAGUCAACUAAGGAUGAAUUGACAUCUUUAAAAGAUCAACUGGAGGAGAAGGAAUGUGAAGUAAAAAGGCUCCAGGAGAGAGUGCUUUGCAAGGCAAAGGGAGAUGGCAUGGAAAUCCUUGAUCGAGAUGAAAAUGUUAAAAAGAAGCUCAAAGAGAAAAACAUCGAAGUACAAAAGCUGAAAAAGGCUGUGGAGUCCCUGAUGGCAGCAAAUGAAGAGAAGGAUCGGAAGAUAGAAGAUCUCCGGCAGUACCUGAACAGGUACAAGAAAAUGCAGGACCCAGCGAUUCUGGCCCAAGGCCAGGAUGGUGCGUGUGAGGGUCUGUUCCACUCCAGCUCCAGCACCACCCUGCUGGACGCACAGGGCUGCAGUGACCUGGAGAGAAGCACCUCUUCUGCAUCAGGGCUGGGGCCUCCCAGCAGAGACCUGUUCAACACGAGUGCUCCGGAAGAGUUUCACACCAGCAUCCUGCAGGCUUCAGUCUCGUCACUGUUAUUACCGUCUGUGGGUGUGGAAACCUCUGAAAAGUCCAAGUUGCCUACUAAGCCUGAGGCUUCGUUUGAAGAGAAUGAUGGAAAAGCGAUCCCGGGCGCUGCCGCUGAAGCCGAGUUAUGCGAUGGCCUUUCAACUUCAAGUCUGCAAAAAUCCAGCAGCCUGGGCAACCUGAAGAAAGAGGCAUCAGAUGGCUUGGAUAAAGCUCCAACCGACAGCCACACUUUUGGGACCCUGCCUCCCAAGGUUCCAGGACAUGGCACCUCCGUGGAUGACAACCCCUUUGGCACUCGAAAGGCCAGGUCCUCCUUUGGCCGAGGCUUCUUUAAAAUCAAAAGUAACAAGAGGACAGCAAGUGCGCCAAACCUCGAUCGUAAACGAAGUGCCAGUGCACCCACCUUAGCUGAGACAGAAAAGGAUGCACCUGAGCACCUAGAUUUGGCUGGCACGCCUCGGCCAAAAGGCACACAGGGGAUCAGUCCUUUCCAGAUGCCUCCUUCUUCCCCAGAUUCCAAGAAGAAAUCCAGAGGCAUCAUGAGACUCUUUGGGAAACUCAGGAGAAGCCAGUCGACUACCUUCAACCCAGAUGACAUGUCCGAGACCGAAUUCAAAAGAGGAGGGACAAGGGCAACUGCUGGCCCCAGGCUCGGCUGGUCUCGAGAUUUAGGGCAGGCCAACAGUGACCUGGACAUGCCAUUUGCCAAGUGGACCAAGGAGCAAGUGUGCAGCUGGCUAGCCGAGCAAGGCUUGGGGUCCUAUCUGAGCUCUGGCAAGCACUGGAUUAUGUCUGGCCAGACACUCCUGCAGGCCUCUCAGCAGGACCUGGAGAAGGAGCUUGGCAUCAAGCAUGCUCUUCAUCGCAAGAAGCUCCAACUGGCCCUGCAGGCCCUGGGAUCUGAAGAGGAAACCAACUACGGGAAGCUGGACUUCAACUGGGUCACCAGAUGGCUGGAUGAUAUUGGCCUCCCUCAGUAUAAGACCCAGUUUGAUGAAGGCCGGGUGGACGGUCGGAUGCUUCAUUACAUGACUGUGGAUGACCUGCUAUCCCUGAAGGUUGUGAGCGUCCUGCACCACCUCAGUAUCAAAAGGGCCAUCCAGGUCCUGAGGAUCAAUAACUUUGAGCCAAACUGCCUGCGGAGGCGGCCGUCUGACGAGAACAGCAUCAGCCCAUCCGAGGUCCAGCAGUGGACCAAUCAUCGUGUGAUGGAGUGGCUGCGCUCCGUGGACUUGGCAGAGUAUGCCCCCAAUCUCAGAGGCAGCGGCGUCCACGGAGGGCUCAUGGUUCUGGAGCCUCGUUUUAAUGUGGAAACUAUGGCUCAGCUAUUGAACAUUCCACCAAACAAAACCUUGCUGCGCAGACAUUUGGCCACGCACUUCAACCUUCUGAUUGGUGCCGAGGCCCAGCACCAGAAACGAGACGCCAUGGAGUUACCAGAUUACGUACUGCUCACGGCAACUGCCAAAGUGAAGCCGAAGAAGCUGACCUUCGGCAGCUUUGGGAAUCUGAGGAAGAAGCAGCAGGGAGAUGGAGAGGAAUACAUUUGUCCAAUGGAGCUGGGGCAGCUGUCGGGGAGCGGCUCCCAGAAGGGGUUUAGACCUGGCUUGGACAUGCGUCUGUAUGAAGAGGAUGACUUGGACCGGUUAGAACAGAUGGAAGAUUCCGAAGGGACGGUGAGACAGAUAGGUGCGUUUUCCGAAGGCAUCAACAAUCUCACACACAUGCUAAAGGAAGACGACAUGUUCAAAGACUUUGCUGCCUGCUCCCCCAGCGCCAGCAUCACAGAUGAAGACUCCAACGUUUGACCAGAGCGCCAGGCAAGCACCAGGAGCGUAGAUGCCACUUCCCAGUAGCAUACACCCCAGGUGACAGGUUGUGCAUGGUUUAUUGUUCCGACUUCUGCUCACUGUGAUGCAGGGGAGGGGAUACACCCCAGGUGCCAGCUCUGGAGAUGCUGGGGGAAGCGAGACACCAGUGAACGGAAGCGUGCCCGCUCUGCCUCUGUUUAAUGUAAAGUCUGUGAUAUAUUCUAUUUAAGAUGCCAGCCGCACACCCACCUGCCUCUGACUGUCUCAUUUUUAUAUAUUUUUCUAAAUAUGUGUAUAUAUACAGUAUAUAGAAAACAACUUUUAUUUUGUGACAGGGGGCUCAAAAGAUCCUAUUAAAAACAAAGACGCCCUCAGUUUUUAUGAACAGCUGAUUCCUGAGGAGAUCAGAGUCCUCUUUCCUCCACUGACGAACUUCGCAGUGUUAGCCAUUCAGGUUAAAUUGUACGCGAUGUGCACUUCUUUAACCCCCACAAUGCCACAGAGGCUCCGGCUUCAUCCUCGCCUCCGGUUUGGAUGCACUCAGUUCCCUCAGGAAAGAUUUCAUUAGAAUGACUUUGGAAAAACCAAACCAAAACAGGACCUUUGCACGCCGCGUUUCUCAUUUUCUUCUUUGCUAAAUGCACCAUUACAUGGAACUAAGGAGUCCACCCAGCCAUGUCCACUGCCUCUUACGCUCCUACCGGCAACUGAGGGGGCUUCGUGCUACUGCAGUCAGGAUCCAAAUACUCUGAAGCUGCAGACUGUUUUCUAACGGUUUUCCUGUCCGGUAGCACAUUGCUCAUGUGUUCUGUAACACAAGGCCCAAAAGCUCUUUGUAAAGAAGACAGAAAGGCAUGUGUGUUAUGUGUGUUUUUAGUGGUGUGGGAGACGAUCUGGUUUGCAUUCAGGGUUACACAUAAUGAGAUCAACCAUGUACAGAUAGGAGCUCACACACUGGGUGCAGGUGGGCAGCUCAGUUUAUGGUAAUAGAUUUGAUGGUGACCAUUUCUAAAUGUCAACAGUGUUCCCGUUAUAUACUCAGCAGGUUAUGGAGCUGCUCACUGAGAAGCUUGUAACACGGCUCUUUAUAUCUAACUGCAAUUACCUGACGCUAACAGAGAUGUCCUUUGGAUGCUCUGGUUCAUGAUUUGAUGAUUAUAUUGGCUUCUUCCUGUAUUGGGGUUUUAGUUUAAACGUCAAGUAAAACAUCACACCAUUUGAAAAGCUCAGUUUGUCAUUUGAACCUGGUUGAAAAUACCAGCAGACUGUUACCGAUGCCAAAUAUUCUUUAUUAAGCACAAUGUAACAACCGAUGAUAUGUGAUAAAGUUGAAAACUUCUGAUUAUAUAUUUACAAAAGUAUUAUGCGCUGUUGGCAUUACCGUAUGAAAGAAAAUAAAGUCAAUUGAUAA
Molecule: messenger RNA, 4429 nt
Organism: Phodopus roborovskii (desert hamster)
Lineage: Eukaryota; Metazoa; Chordata; Mammalia; Rodentia; Cricetidae
Gene: Ppfibp1
Product: PPFIA binding protein 1
Exons: 27
Coding region: 25-3015 (996 amino acids)
Biological process (GO): neuromuscular junction development
Cellular component (GO): presynaptic active zone
Molecular function (GO): protein binding
Source: RefSeq, a predicted model, not a curated record